This is a messenger RNA of Amoebophrya sp. A25, 1873 nucleotides long. NCBI's taxonomy places the organism in Eukaryota, Dinophyceae, Syndiniales, Amoebophryaceae. The record is from the annotation of a GenBank genome assembly.
CAAUCAUUAAGAAACCGGCUGGACGAAAGGUGAUGAGGUGCGACGCGGAUGGGAAUACUUCGCGAACGACUUCCGUGGGGCCAACGGUUUCAGAAGCUUGCCUACAGGUUUGGGUCAGACGGGUCAGGUUCUGCACCAAGUGGUGGGCGGCUGUGCCGCGAACAAAAAUCCCGCAGGAGCAAGCACUGAUUUUUAUGGUCUGGCUUUCAAGCUCUGCUUUGGUUGUGCUUGUAAAUGUAAUGCUUGAUCAUGGGUCUGCUAGGAGAAAAGUGCAUACUUAUGCACGAUUGAGCUCACCGCUUCACUUUUAUAUAAGUAUGUAACGAAUAGCAGCGACUUAUAGUCUAACUUCAACAGGGUGAGUAUCUAUUUGUUUCCUUCUUAGAUAGUCGUGAAUGUCACGCGCACUCAUUGUUGCACGCUGCUCCCCAGACCUGGCUCCUUGUAAGCUCGUAGCUUAUUUGUCAGCGGGAGUCGGUACAUUUCUGAUAGCAGCCAGUAGCUGCGGGCUACUCGCGUGCCUUCGCUCCCGCUCCCUCUCCCCUCUCAUAAUAAUGCGUGAGUACGGCAAUUGGAUGCAGACGGUUUUCCAGAACGCGAAAGCGAAGCAGAUCGGCAGUCUUGCGUUUUGGGGUAAGCUGGAAGCCCAUGAUUUUCAGUACCUCGACGUGCCACAAGCUGGAAAGGGACAGACGAAGGCGUGGGAAAGGCGUCAGCAAGCUGCUGAGAAGGCGCGCGACAGCAACGCUCGAGGACCAGCUGCCACACGUCGGCAGGGAGAGCGAAAACCGGAGACGAGGAACACGCCUGCGGCAGUCGGCUCUGCUUCAUCCUCGAGCAGGGUGCAAAACGUGAAGGAAGCUGGGACCAGUGGAGCCUCGGCUUCAGCUCCAGCGCUGAAGACGGGCGCAGCGCUUGGGCAGACGCAGACGCUUGGGACUGGAUUCAGCCAGCCACUCGCACGGGGCAAAAGCAUGACAGCGCAGCAAAGCAACAGGCCAGCGGUGCCCGGUGCGGAGAGUAGCAGACGAGGCGGACCCGUUGGCGCCGAUGCGAAGCCAUCGGACUCGCCGCUUCUUCAUCAGCUCAAAGGCCGCCCAAUCACUGAAGAGGAAGACACAGAGAGCCUCGAGGAAUGGGCGGAACGCUUCCAGAGUACCAGGCAGAGGGAUGCUCCUGCGGUACCAGGUUCGUUCUUCUCUGGUCUCGGGCCGGCGCUCUUUGGUGGUUCGUCUAGUUUCAGGAUGCUGGAGAUGGACAGCGAGCGAGCACGCAGAGCACAGCGCGCGCAGCAAGCACCAGGUGAAGGAUUAGCUGGCGAAGAACUUCUGGGGGUCACAGGCUCACUAGUGAAAGAGCAGCAGGAGCAACAACUGCAGCGACAGCAUCCGCUAGCGCCGUCGCGUGUGCUCCCGAACGAGAUCGGAGUAGGCUCGAGUAGUUUCGUCGAACAACAGCAAGAACAAGCUGAAGAAAACGAAAGGCAGCUGAUUGACGAACUCCAUCAGGAUGCAGACGAGGAGCAGAGCAUGGCGGCCGCGGUCUUGGCUGACAACGGUGUGACCCUUGACAACUUCGAAGAAUCUGACAUGAAUGACAAAGAAGAUCCAGAGGCGCACAGCGAUGACAGACGCAAGAUGAACAAAAGAAGUCGGGGGGCGCUUGCUGUGUGUCAGAAGCAAGACCAGGACGCUUCUGAGAGUAAGUCACCAAAAGCAAAGCGAAAGCGCUCAGCCUCAGGCGUGUGAGAGUGAAGCGAAGACAGAUGCCAUAUUACCUAGCUACACUUUUCAAAGUUUCUGUUUCUGAGAAUGUUCUAGUACUCUUCAAAUAGUCAGUUGCAAGCCUGAGGAGCUCAGUCUCUCGACAGAAG